UUAUUGGCUCGAUAAUCGAAAAAAUCUGCUCGAUAUGUUCGAUACCAAAGUUAUCGCGGCUGACAAGUAUCAAUGGGCGCGUAUCGACAAAUUGGCCGACAAAUUUAAUUCGAAAACAAUGCGUAAAUGUGAUAUUUGUAAUAAAACGGAUGAGGGAAGCGAAGAUGACGAUGUUUACAUGUACGGAGAGUGGAUGACCAAAUGUAAAAUCACAGUGCAUUAUUUUUGUUUGAUGCUCUCAACACAUUUGCCACAACAAGGCGGCGACUCCAGUGGAAUACUCGGUUUCCUGAUACGUGACAUACGCAAAGAGAUCCAGGCGGCACAACUACGCAAAUGCUUCUAUUGCCUUGGGCCAGGCGCCAGCGUAGAGUGCCACAAGUGUCAUGAAAUCUUCCAUUUGGCCUGCGGCAUGGAAAGUCAUUGUGUUAACUAUUUCCGAGAUGACUUUCGUAGCUAUUGUAAGGAUUGUGCACCACGCGACCAAUAUCAAAAGCAACUGAUGGCGGCGCCACAGUCAGUUUUCAAAAAUCUACGUUGCGACAUUUGCUUUGACAGUAUCCGUGUGUUUAUAUUGUCCAAGGUGGUGUAUGGCGACUGUUGUCGCAAGGGAUUUGCCCACAAGAUCUGCAUGCGACGCUAUGCUUAUUCAUCCGGCUACUAUUUGCGUUGUCUGUGGUGUCGUGAUGAGAAAUUUCACGAGACGAUUAAGCUGCAGUCGGUCUUUGUGCCAGAUCGCGAUGCUACUUGGGAGCUACAGAAGAAUGCAUAUAGCGAAUUGCAUUCAAAGCCCUUGCAUUGUGAUGAAACCGAAUGUUUGUGUCCCAAGGGUAGAAGUUACAGUAAAACAUAUAACUGGAUCAUCCAGUUGUGCAUAACAUGCGCAGCCUAUGGUUCGCAUUUCAAGUGCCGGAAGGAUGGUACUAAAGAUUUCAAAUGCGAAUUAUGCAAAGUAAUCGAAGCGAACAUGCAGAAAUCAAAAGACAGAAACAAAGAGCAAAAUUCACAAAACAGCAACAAGGACCAAACAAAUACAAAGAGUCAAUUGGAUACCUCAUUAUAUUUGUCCAAGAAUUCGCCAUCGCUAGCAUCGGAUGACGAGGCGCUUCAUGCCACAGACGAGGAGAGCUGCUCCACUGAGGCCAGCAUUGUAACAGUUAUUGCCUCGCAACUUCGCAAAUCGACGAUCUCAGAACCAGACGAAACACCAACACCUGGAGCUGAAGUUGCUGUUGAAACACCAACACCAAUACUAACAACUGCAGCUGAAGUUGCUGUUGAAACACCAACACCAACAUGUGAAGAUGCUGUUGAAACACCAACACCAACACCUGCUGUUGAGGCAUCAACACCAACACCUUCAGCUGAGACUGAGGUUGCUGUUGAGGCAAUGGUGAUUGAUCUGCCGGAUUCGCAGAAGAUAGAAUUCCGUUUGCCGCAACCGCCACCAACACCUGAAGUUGCUGUUGAAACACCAACACCAACACCUGAUGUUGAGGCAUCAACAUCAACACCUGCAGCUGAGGCUGAAGUUGCUGUUGAGGCAAUGGUUAUUGAUCUGCCGGAUUCGCAGAAGAUUGAAUCCCGUUUGCCGCAACCGCCACCAACACCUGAAGUUGCUAUUGAAACAUCAACACCAACAACUGCUGUUGAGGCAUCAACAUCAACACCUGCAACUGAAGUUGCUAUUGAAACACCAACACCAACACCUGCUGUUGAGGCAUCAACAUCAACACCAACACCUUCAGCUGAGGCUGAGGUUGCUGUUGAGGCAAUGGUGAUUGAUCUGCCGGAUUCACAGAAGAUUGAAUUCCGUUUGCCGCAACCGCCGCUUUUACUCCGCAAGAGCUUCACGCAUGGCGAACACUUCUAUUUGCAGGUCUAUGACUAUCAGGAGCAGUAUCCGGAGCGCUGCGUGGGCACUUGGACUUUCCGCUUUCUCUUGAGCGAUGCACGGAUUCAUGAUUGUUCUGAGCAAGCGUUGGUCCAGCUGCAGCCAACAAUGUCAGAUGUUUGGACGCGUGGUAGAAAUCGUGGCAUCUACGACAGAAUUGAUCACAAAGAAAAGGAGCUGGCAAUGUCAUCAAUUUAAACUAAAGUGCUUGUCAACAUAUGAAUAUUUGUAAUGCUCAUCCGUUUAACUGAGUUAAUCGAACAUCUCUAGUAAUAUUGAAAAUUUUUUUUUUAUAAAAAAUUGCUUUUGCUUUGCAUUUCUGAAUUUCUCCUGUGAACAUAUAAUUUAUUUC
Molecule: messenger RNA, 2246 nt
Organism: Drosophila sulfurigaster albostrigata
Lineage: Eukaryota; Metazoa; Arthropoda; Insecta; Diptera; Drosophilidae
Product: pineapple eye protein
Exons: 2
Coding region: 35-2092 (685 amino acids)
Cellular component (GO): nucleus
Source: RefSeq, a predicted model, not a curated record